ACCGUGAUUGGUAGAAGCCGCGAUAUUUGGGACCAGGAGUGGAAGGGGGGAAAGAGCCGUGGUAGUGAGCCCUUCCUGGGUGAGAGGUGGUGAGGCAAGGUCAUGGCGGCAGCCGACGGUCCCACGCAGCUCCUGGAAGUGUGCGGGCAGAGACUGUCCCGAUUCCUUUACGAUGCUGAGCACAAGCACUUGGCCUGGCUGCGGGAGGUGGAGGAGCAGGGCUUGAGGAUGCUGGAUAGCAUUAACUUCAGAGCUGAACCUGGCCUGAUGCCCAAAACGCCAUCCCAGAGGAGACGGCCUAGGAAGAGGCAGUCUUCAGCUCUGAAAGAUGAGAAUGAGCCAACCAGGAGGAGGUUGUCCAGAAGGAGAAGCAGUGUUAAGCUAGCAUCUUCCAGGCCAAGUUCCCAAAGACGCUGCAGCAAAGAGCAUCCCCAGAAUCCUAGCUGUCAGGUGAGGUCUGAGACCAACACUGAAAUGGAGCUUCCAGCACUGCGUGAGAAAUUGCCAGCAGAAGCACAAAGUUCCAUGGUGGAAGUGGAUUGCAAUGACUGCCCUCAGGCUGAGUUACCUCCACAGCAAGACAGUGCUGAUUGUGGUGAUGCAGACUGUGAGGCUGUUCCAGCAGAGCAGGCGUCCCUGGAGGGUGCAAUCAAUGAACUGCAUGAGGUGCCUGCUGUCAGUGCAGUCCCUCAUGACCAGACAGCAGUAGAGGAGGAAGAGACCAUUGAACGAAAAGCAAGUACGUCCACUCCCAAGGCUACUAGAAAUAGACAUCCUGCCAUGCCCCAAGGAGAUCUGUCUUCUCAGAGCCUAGAGAAGGUGCUUCUCCAGGACUCCAACAACAAAAUGACCAUAGUGACAUCCAAAACACGACGCUCUGGACGCCGAAGCUGUGUGGGUGGCACCCACAAAAGCCAUAGGACCUCCUUGGCUGAAAAAUAUUCUCUGGCCAGCAAAAGAGAGAGCAUGAUCCGGAGAUCUAUCAGCAGGGCCAUUGCAAAGAAGGCAGCAGCACAAGAAUCUUCCUCUGCCUCCAGCAGAGUGAGCUGUCAAAGCUCCUUAGAGGUUUUUGUGGAAGAAGAUGUGACCAAUAACUUGAGAACUGGACUGGAACUGAACUCCCCAAGUGAAAAGGCUCCUGAAAACUUUUUCACUUCAAGCAAAAGUGAAAAAGAUGUCAGCCCUCCUGCACAGCACUUGUCUCCUGAGCAGCAGACAGAGAAUAAUGAAGGAAGCUGUGUAAAUCCCAAGAGUGAAGCCCAGAACAAGAACCAAGAACAAGCCCACUGUGCCAAGUCCCAAGAGAAUCCUUCACGCCUAUGGACAAGAAGCUAUAAGCAAGCAAUGGGUGCUGUAUGGAACCGCCAGCAUCCAGGUGGUGCCCGCUCCCCUCUGGAUGACAAGCACAUGAAUUCUGCAAACCUGACUCCACCUUCUGCUUCUCCAGCUAGCAAGGUGGUUAGACCAUUGAAAAACUUCCUUCAGGCUGUGCAGAGAAACCAGCUACUUACAACCUCUGGGUCCACAGAACAUGGAGGUGUCAUAAAGAAUUUCAUCAAAUGCAAUACUCCCACCCGACCUAAUCUUAAGGGAGACUUUGUUGAGAAGGAGCGACAGAGACUGGAAAGCCUCAGGAAGAAACAGGAGGCUGAGGAACAAAGGAAGAAGAAAGUGGAGGAAGAAAAGAGACGGAGACAGGCAGAAAUGAAGCAGAAGAGGGAAGAACGACUGAGGAAAGCACUGCAGGCUCGAGAGCGAGUGGAACAAAUGGAAGAAGAGAAGAAAAAACGGAUGGAACAGAAGAUUUUACAGAGUGAUGAAAAGCACUCCAGGUGGUGGGUUUCUCAUCACAUGACCUGUAGUAAGUGAUGGACUUGCACAAGGUGCGUCUCUCACAGGUGCGGGAAGAAAAGGUGUCUGAGGAACGGAGCAAGAAAAAGCUUUCAAAGAAACCUUGGGAAAGUGAUGUGCGG
Messenger RNA from Centrocercus urophasianus (Greater sage-grouse), 1973 nucleotides. RefSeq names its product inner centromere protein-like. Bases 103 to 1869 code for a protein of 588 amino acids. Gene Ontology annotation, biological process: meiotic spindle midzone assembly; positive regulation of protein serine/threonine kinase activity; metaphase chromosome alignment. The transcript is spliced from 15 exons. Gene Ontology annotation, molecular function: protein serine/threonine kinase activator activity. NCBI's taxonomy places the organism in Eukaryota, Metazoa, Chordata, Aves, Galliformes, Phasianidae. Gene Ontology annotation, cellular component: midbody; nucleus; chromosome passenger complex. The record is from RefSeq and is a predicted model, not a curated record.